Mytilus californianus (California mussel) is the source of this 1922-nucleotide messenger RNA. RefSeq names its product glucose dehydrogenase [FAD, quinone]-like. Lineage: Eukaryota; Metazoa; Mollusca; Bivalvia; Mytilida; Mytilidae. The record is from RefSeq and is a predicted model, not a curated record. Gene Ontology annotation, molecular function: flavin adenine dinucleotide binding; oxidoreductase activity, acting on CH-OH group of donors. Bases 1 to 1734 code for a protein of 577 amino acids. The transcript is spliced from 11 exons.
AUGGACGCUGUGACUAGUGAUUAUUCUUAUACAUUGGGGGCCGGUUCGGCUGGAGCGGUAAUCGCCAACAGAUUAUCAGAGGACGAUAAUGUUACAGUACUAUUACUUGAAGCGGGAGGUUCUGAACUUGACCAUAAUUACAUAAAAGUUCCAUUGGCUACACCUCUUCUACAGGAGACAGAUAUUGACUGGUCGUAUUAUACCAUUCCGCAAAAGGCAUCAUGUAAAGCAAUGAAAGAACAGAGAAGUUACUGGCCACGUGGCCGAGUAUUAGGUGGAACUAGCAGUAUAAAUCACAUGGUUUAUAUAAGAGGAAGUCGCCAUGACUAUGAUCAAUGGGAAAAAGAGGGUGUUGUUGGAUGGGGUUAUACAGAUGUUCUUCCAUACUUCCUGAAAAUAGAAGAUAUGAAAAUUGUUCAACUGUCUAAUUCUACUUACCAUUCUACUGGUGGAUAUCUACCAAUAACCGAAUCCAAAGUAACAACUCUGUCAAAUUUUUACCAACGGGCAGCAGAGGAACUGGGUUACAAAGCUGUAGACCAAAACGGAGAGGACAUGAUUGGUUUUUCGUAUGUUCAGUCAAACAUUUUUGGAGGUGAACGGUUUAGCACUUCUACAGCAUAUAUAAGACCGAUUAUAAACAGAUUAAACCUACAUAUCAGUACCAACUCUUUCGUUACAAAGAUAUUGAUAACCAAUAAAACCGCACGUGGCAUAGAAAUGAUAAAGAACGGACAAAAGAGGACAUUGUUGGCACGUAAAGAAGUAAUAUUGUCAGCUGGUGCUGUAAACUCACCACAACUGCUAAUGCUUUCUGGUAUAGGACCUAGAGAACACCUGGUAGAACACAAGAUAGAAGUUCAUGCAGAUUUACCUGUUGGUGAGAACAUGGAAGAUCACCCAAUGUUUUUCAUGAAGUACAACACAAAGGAAGAUCUGAGUGUUUCUGUAAAGUCUACACAGAGUUGGUGGAAUAUGUUACAGUAUUAUCUAACCAGGGGAGGGAUAUUUUCUUUUUCUGGCAUGGAAGCAAUGAUAUUUGAUAAAAGCAGAGUCAAAGACACGCAUACAUUAUAUCCCGACUACCAACUUAUGUUCUUCAGCAUUGCAUUAGACAAAGCCUCUCUAGAAAAUGGUUUGCCACUUAAUUAUAACAAUUCUGUAGUAAAGCUAGCACAGACGAGGGCAUUCAGCAAUGAGUUUACUAUCACUCAAAUUUUAUUGCAUCCAAAUAGUACUGGCAGCAUUAAAUUGAAAAGUAAAGACCCGUUUGUUCAUCCAGUAAUCGAUCCGAACUACCUGAGUAAUCACCAUGAUAUAGAUAUUUUUAUUGAAGCAAUACGAAAAACACAAGAACUUGCAAAGUCAAAGGCGUUAAGGGAAUUAGAUGCAACCUUGAAUAGAGUAGAUUUUCCAGGCAUUUGUGAUGAAGAAGAGUUUGACAGCGACACCUAUUGGGAAUGCCUUAUCCGUCAUUAUGCCGUGACGGUAUAUCAUCCGUCAUGUACAUGUCGUAUGGGCGACAAAGAUGAUCCAACCGCCGUUGUGGAUUCAAAACUAAGGGUGAAAGGAAUUGCAAACUUAAGAGUUGCUGACGCGUCAGUGAUGCGGCACGUGACAUCUGGAAAUACGAAUUCUCCUUCAAUUAUGAUCGGUGAAAAGGCUGCUGACCUUAUACGUGGGAAAGAUACAGUCAUAACAUUCAGGAAACAAAUAAAACAUUUGAAACCCUAGAAGAAUAAUAAUAUAAAAUGACAUCAAUCACCCAGCAAAUUUGAUAGGUAUCUGAUUGUAUGGAAUUAACGAUACCGCUCAAACAGGAAAAACGUAAACACCAAAUUGUCUAUCUCAAGUGUUUUUAUUUAUUUUGUUCUUAGACGUUUCAUUGUAUAAAGAUUAAGAAUAAUUGUCGCCGGAUAAUC